UUAAUGUGCCAACAAGAGAGGGAAUAGAGGAGAGAGUUCCCUGGUUUUUUGUCUCUCUCUACUCAUAGCAUAUUCCUAGAUUUAAGUAAAUCCUUCAACCCCUUUUGCACCAACAACUAAACAAAAAGUUGGGAAAUAACAAAGCAGAGUUUCUGAAAGCUAGCAGAGGAAAAAACAGACAAAAUCUGAUAAUUGUUUCACCAUUUAUUGUUUGUUUCUAAAUGUCAAAUAUAUCAGGAGAAGAAGGCAGUUUCUCUUCAGGAAACACUGGAGAAGAAUCCCAUAAAUUGCACACUUCAAAUAACAAUAUUUCCUCUGUUACUGCUAGCAAUGGUUCCAGCUCACAAUCCCAACUGCAUCAGAAUAAGCCGCCAGCUAAGAAGAAGAGAAAUCUUCCUGGGAAUCCUGAUCCAAAUGCAGAAGUCAUCGCGUUAUCACCAACAACCCUCAUGGCGACAAACAGAUUCGUCUGCGAGAUUUGCAACAAGGGAUUCCAAAGGGACCAGAAUUUGCAGUUGCAUAGGAGGGGGCACAAUCUCCCUUGGAAGCUCAGGCAAAGAACAACGACCGAAGUGAGGAAACGCGUUUAUAUAUGUCCAGAGCCAACUUGCGUGCACCACAAUCCAGCUCGUGCAUUGGGUGAUCUUACUGGUAUUAAGAAGCAUUAUAGCCGCAAACAUGGAGAAAAGAAAUGGAAAUGUGAUAAAUGUUCCAAGAAGUAUGCUGUGCAAUCUGACUGGAAGGCUCACCAGAAGACUUGUGGAACAAGAGAAUAUAAAUGUGACUGUGGUACCAUUUUCUCCAGGAGGGACAGCUUUAUCACCCAUAGAGCUUUUUGUGAUGCCUUGGCUGAAGAAAACAACAAAGUGAACCAAGGUCUAAUGAACAACAUGGAACCCCAAUUAAGUGGCCAAAUGAAUGACCUCAUGUCAUCCAAUGCUUCCUUGGGAUUAUCCGAAUUCAAUAACUUUGAUCCCAAAAACCCACUAAAGUCACUCCCUCAAGAACUUCUUCCCAUUCCAUUCAAGUCCAUGAACAAUAAUGUGGCUCAAGGUGGCAUGUUCUCGACCCCUUCAGGUAAUCUCUUUGGUAGCCCUAGAAGCGUAGCUUCAUCAUCCUCAGGACUUCAACUUAGCUCCAAUAUCCCAUCAAAUUUCAAUUAUCUACAAGACAGUGGCAAAAAUGGAUCGGCUCAAGGGCAAGGCCAACUUUCUGGAUCAACAGCUCCAAUGUCAGCAACUGCGCUUUUGCAAAAAGCGGCCCAAAUGGGGGCAACUGCUAGUAGCAGCAUUAAUUCCCCAAUGAUGCAAAAGAGUUUCGUAACAAGUGCAAUGGCUGGUCCAGAUACUAUAACAAGACCAACACCAUAUGUUGGUCCCUCUCCCUAUGAGAAUUUCCAAACACAAGCAGAUAAUAACAAUCAUCAUCAGCCAAAUUUCGCAGCAGUGAUGAGUGACAUGGGAAUUUACAGUGGUAUACUUAUGAACGAAAACAAUGGUGUAUUUGUCAAGAACGUUACGGAACAUGAUCACGAGAACAAUAAUACAAAUAAUAGCUCUACUGGAAGAAAUGUGAUGGGAAUGAGGAACCAGACAGUGUUAGGACAAAAUGGAAAUGACAUGUUGACAGUUGAUUUCUUAGGAGUUGGAGGAACUUCAAGGCCUCCUAUUAGUUUGCAUGAGCAACAACAGCAAAAAAGGAUGCAAGCUGCUGCUAUAAAUCCCUUCCAUCAACAGAAUGUUAAUUUGCAUGGAAAUGAAAAGCCUAUAUGGGAUGUUUGAUUUAGCACAAAUGUUACAGCAUAUGGAAAUCCAGUAUUACACCAAAUCAAUGAUGCUACAGUACGCUUUUAUACAUCAUUUAAUCAUAGUCAAAUGACACUCCCUCUGUCCCAUUUUAUGUGACACUAUUUUCUUUUUAGUUAGUU
Molecule: messenger RNA, 1927 nt
Organism: Lycium ferocissimum
Lineage: Eukaryota; Viridiplantae; Streptophyta; Magnoliopsida; Solanales; Solanaceae
Product: zinc finger protein GAI-ASSOCIATED FACTOR 1-like
Exons: 4
Coding region: 222-1781 (519 amino acids)
Cellular component (GO): nucleus
Molecular function (GO): DNA-binding transcription factor activity
Source: RefSeq, a predicted model, not a curated record